CUCUAGCUCCCAUUUUUCACUAAAGAUUUUUUCUUUUGCGCGGCCUUGACAUGGCCAGUGCAAGUUUCUAUGUUGGAGUUAUAGGCAACAUCAUCUCAGUCUUACUAUUUCUUUCUCCCUUAGGAACAUUUCGGCGAAUUGUUAAGCAUCGAUCAACAGAGGAAUUUGAGAGUUUUCCUUACAUUUGCACAUUACUGGCUUCGGCGUUAUGGACUUAUUAUGGAGUCACAAAGGCUGGAAGCCUGCUUGUGGCGACUGUUAAUGGUUUUGGUGUUGUUGUAGAGAUUGUUUAUGUUACCUUAUUCCUUGUAUUUGCACCUCCAAGAACAAGGGCAAAGACUGGUACAUUGGUUGCACUUUUGGAUGUGGGAUUUCUCGCAGGAGUGAUUUUGAUUACUCAUUUUUUGUUGCACGGAGAUACAAAGAUCGAUGUCAUAGGAUUCUUGUGUGCAGGCCUAAAUAUAGCCAUGUAUGCUUCACCUCUUGCAGCCAUGAAAACGGUGGUGACAACCAAAAGCGUGGAGUACAUGCCUUUCCUUCUCUCCUUCUUCAGUUUCUUGAAUGGAGGGAUUUGGACUUUCUAUGCUGUCCUUGUGAAAGACUUCUUCGUUGGAGUACCAAAUGGGGCUGGACUUCUUCUGGGAGCAGCUCAGCUGGUGUUAUAUUUUAUAUACAGGAACCCCAACUCAUCCAAAGUCUCCAACGAUUUAGAGGAUCAAUUACAAAACGAGUGCCUCUUGCCCUCUACCUGUCAAGUAGCAUAAAAGAUUUCAAGAUAGAGGUCCAUUGUCAUAG
Messenger RNA from Quercus lobata, 795 nucleotides. Its product is annotated as bidirectional sugar transporter SWEET17-like. Gene Ontology annotation, cellular component: membrane. The coding region runs from base 51 to 764 and encodes 237 amino acids. The record is from RefSeq and is a predicted model, not a curated record. The transcript is spliced from 6 exons. NCBI's taxonomy places the organism in Eukaryota, Viridiplantae, Streptophyta, Magnoliopsida, Fagales, Fagaceae. Gene Ontology annotation, biological process: carbohydrate transport. Gene Ontology annotation, molecular function: sugar transmembrane transporter activity.